Messenger RNA from Brassica oleracea var. oleracea, 1697 nucleotides. RefSeq names its product B3 domain-containing protein REM1-like. The coding region runs from base 25 to 1521 and encodes 498 amino acids. Gene Ontology annotation, molecular function: DNA binding. The record is from RefSeq and is a predicted model, not a curated record. Lineage: Eukaryota; Viridiplantae; Streptophyta; Magnoliopsida; Brassicales; Brassicaceae. The transcript is spliced from 7 exons.
UUCUCUCUGAAACAGAGUUGAACAAUGACGAUUCCUCCUAAAUUUUCUCUGUUUCACCGCAGAUUUAUUACCGGAGACAAACCAGUUCUUACUGUAGACGAUGAGUUCUUGAAGAAGCACACGAAAGUGUUGCUAAUAUCAGACUCAUCGGAGAAAAUUUGGAAAGUGAAACUAGACGGAAGCAGGCUCGCCGGCGGCGGCUGGGAAGAGUUCGCCAAAGCUCAUAGUUUCAUAGACGGAGACGUCUUGGUUUUCAGACACGACGGAAACGAGAUCUUUCACGUAGCUGUGUCCCCUCGAUCGGAUUCUUGGGACAUACGUCACCACACGUCUCCUAGCUUGGUUGAUACUGACGAUGCUGUGAGUGAUGAUGAAUCUGAUGAUGAAGAAGAGGAAAGUGAUGACGACGCAGAUUGUUCUGAUUCAGGGGACAUUUCGGUGAACAAGAAGAAGAACAAAGAAGCAGGCUUCUCUUGUUUCCUCAGAGCACGUGUCACACCUUAUAGCCUCAUCAAAGAUCGUUUGGAUCUUUCUAAAGACUUCACUGUUGUGUCGUUUAAUGAGCACAACAAACCGUGCGAGAUAGAUUUAGUUAACGAGAAAGGAAGAAAAUGGACACUGUGUCUAUCAAAAAACAGUACGAGUGGUGUGUUUUACAUCAGGCGAGGCUGGGUUAACUUCUGCUCCGCUAAUGGGAUAAGUCAAGGCGACAUCUGUAAGUUUAAACUUUCAGAAAAUGGGGAAAGGCCUGUGCUUAGGUUGUGUCCAUCUAGCAAUAGCCAUGAAGAAGAAGAAGAGUGCCCUGAAGUAGAUGCAGUGAAGACUUCUUCUGUAGGAGGCUGCAGCAAAGAGAAGAGAAAGGGAAAGGGAAAGAAGCAGAACACUCCUUCUCAGUUUCUGACAGUAAAGUUGACACCUAGCCGGUUACAGACCGGGCAGCUAUAUAUUUCAUCGGUUUUCGUAAAUGAGAGUGGCAUUAAGAAGUCUGGAGAGAUAACUCUGAUGAACCAAGAUGGUAGAAAGUGGCCAUCUUAUCUUCAGAUGACAGGACAGUGUGGAAGUGAAUGGUUUUAUCUGAGACAUGGCUGGAGAGAGAUGUGUAAAACUAAUGGCGUUAAAGUAAAUGACUCAUUCGUGUUGGAGUUGGUUUGGGAAGAUGAUGACGCUGUGCUUAAGUUCUGCUCUAAGGUUGAAAACAAGGGAAAUGGAAGCGGAAGACCUCGUAAGAAGAGAGUUUGUGAGACUCCGAUAGUAGAAACUGAGAAACGGAAGAGAGGACGACCUAGGGUUUCAAACACUAACUCAAGUAACUUGCGUCGCACGCAACAAGAAUCUUUGUCAGUCUCUGAUCAAGUUGCUAACGUGAAGCUGAGCAUUCUAGACACUCUGAACACUGUAAGACAGUUCCGAGCAGAUAUUGAAGCAAGGGAAAAGAAUCUGGAAGCUUCAUCACUCGAAGUUGACGCCUUAGGGGAGAGGAUACUGGGAAUCAACCAAAUUCUCAACAAUUAUCUGCUGUAACGUAAAAGUGAAGAGUCGUUUAAAGAAACAAAAGAUUAUCUGCAACCACUUAUUGUAUCCAGUGGUGGUGGUGUUGCGUGUUCCACAAGAAACGCUUCUUUUCUCCAAACUAAAUUAGAUUUCCUUUUCAGUAUUUCAGACUUGCAACUUUCUAGACACUGCUCAUUUUGUUGGUG